AUGGCUGCCGGGGAGAACGAAGACAGCAAUCCCCCGGCGGUCAAGCGGCCCAAGGAUAACAGAUCGCAGGAGCAGACAGUGUCUGCUGAGUCUGGCGAGGCAUCAACAGCUCCCGCCCGGAGGAAAAACACUGCCUUGAGAAACAUGGAGGACGCGGCGAGUCUGUCUUACUUUCGGGUGAUGAUGCGCGAGGCAGAAAGAAAACUUGAAGAUGUUGAGAACAGGUUGGAGACGUCCAAGAAAGGAUUCCAGGAGGCCCUGGAAUUAUUUGAUAGGGCCAAGCAAAGUUUUCGGGAGGCCAAGGGGGUGAUGGACGCCAUUGAAGCGAAAUAUGUGAAUGGCGAGUGA
Molecule: messenger RNA, 348 nt
Organism: Aspergillus melleus
Lineage: Eukaryota; Fungi; Ascomycota; Eurotiomycetes; Eurotiales; Aspergillaceae
Exons: 1
Coding region: 1-348 (115 amino acids)
Source: RefSeq, a predicted model, not a curated record